Caenorhabditis bovis is the source of this 3738-nucleotide messenger RNA. The record is from the annotation of a GenBank genome assembly. Lineage: Eukaryota; Metazoa; Nematoda; Chromadorea; Rhabditida; Rhabditidae.
AUGGCAGAUAGUCUUCUUGAUAACUACAAUCCUCUCUAUGACAUCCAUCUUCGGCAAUACUUCGCGUUGCCCCAUAUGCAAAAACAUCUUCAAAAAAUGGGAUUGCUGGAGUCGACGUUGAAUCUGAAUGGCGAUGAGGUUUAUGCUAGACACCAUGCGAUGAUGGAUAUGAUGUUGAAGAACAGGGAGGCUCAGUUGAUGAAAAUGGCAGAGCUUCGCAAAAAGCUUGACGCUGCUGAGAAGGUGGAGAUUUGUCGACGCAUUCGAAGUGGACAAAGCCCGGAAUCCUAUCGUAGAGGAAAACCAAGCCGCAGUCUCAGUCGAAGCCGCGCGGCACAAAAGAGCGGAAGGCAGAGACGAUUUUCGAACAGCUUCGAAGACAAAGAUUUUGUGCAACAUAUUGAAGAACAAAACGCCGAUCCAUCGGAUUAUGACACCAGGGAUCCAUAUAAGAGACUUUCAGCAAAUGCUAAACGGUUCAAUUAUCUUCAUAAGCUUGAUGAUCCCACUCUUGUUGCUUACAAGGACAACUUGAAAAAACAACUUCAAAGACUUGAGCGAUUCCGCGAAAUUUCGUUCGGACCACAUUCGGUGGCGCGUCAACCUCCACCACAACAAGCAUCGUGGUUUUUCCGAAGAAGGUCAUUGCCUAGUCUAACAGCUUCUGCUCCAGGGAAUACCCUGAAGGACCCGUUAAGAAGUAUAAUGAGCAUGCGGGGAAGAAAACCAAUUGCGAGCACGGGUAACAAAACAAAUGCAGGUCACGAUAGCCGAACGAGUUGCCCACCAACGACGCGUAAAAGAAGAGAUUCAAAUCCAAGACUUCCACCAAUUUCGGGCAGCAAACCAAAAACAAUGAGACCUUCUCCGAGUGGCACUGCGUCAAAGUUGCCUCCGACCGGCAAAAAGCAAUCACCUUCCCGUGGUCGACCAAUUAACAAACGGCUUACAACAUCUACAAAAACCAUUGAACAGAAGACGGUUCUUCCACCUGUCACAGGACAUGCAAUCAUUGGCGGAGCAGCAAUAGCGACUGCAGCUGCUAUUCCAGUCCAAAAACUCAUUUCCGAAAAACCAGCAUCACCGGAACCAAUAAAGCCGCAGACUCUACCACAACAACACUCUCCGGAUUUGGAAACGCAAAAGACCUUUGACCGCUCUUCACCGUCGGAUGAAGCGAGAUACCAGGAACCAUCGCAGCCACCAAGUCCUGAAGUGACCCUUGAAAAUCGACGCCCGACUCCUGCUGCAAGUCCAGUUGAUUCUCAUGACGAAAACCAUACAAAUGGUGAAGAGGCUUCCCAUGUUAAUGAAGCGUUUUCCGAUGGAGAUGAGGAAAUUGGAGAUGCUAAACCGGAAUCUUUAAUUGCUAGUCCGCAGGUGGCUCAACGUGAAAAUGGUGAUAAUUUUGAUGAAAAUGUGAUUCUCAAACCGGAAUCUCCUGAUACGUUUUCCGUCGCCGAUGAAAUCAUUGUACCACAUAAUGUGGAGGACGUUAUCACACAACACAUUGUUGCUUCCCAAAAUACGUCAAACCUAGAUUCUGAUAGUGAAUCGGAGCCUGAGUAUGCGGAGGAAGACAAGGAGGAGCUUGCCAAAGAUAUUGGUCACAAUAUUGACAAUUACGAGCAUCACUAUUCUGGAGAUGUCCCUGAAUUGAAGAUUGAUCAAUUCAACAGCAAGGAGCCAUCAGAACAGGCUUCAGGACCUGUUUCUGAACACGAUUCUCAACCAAUGUCUCCAAAAGAAGAAAAUGAGAAGAGCGAACCAAUUAAUUCACCUGAAAUUUGUGUUCAUGAAGCUCAGGAUAAUCAAAAGACGGAAGAAAAUGCCAAUAAUGAGCAAAAUUCUCAAAGAUCAUCUUCACCGGAAGCACACAAAGAGCACGACUUUAUCACUGACAAACCGAAUGAAGAAGUUCACAAUGAACUCCAUAAAAAUGAAGAUCAUUCUGAACAAUAUCAAUAUGAACGUUCUCAUGAUAAUACAAGUGUGGAUGAGGAGAAGAUUCAAUCUGAAGAACAUCUCGAGCAACGCGUUGAGGAAGAUAGCCUUCCGAAUUUUGAAAAAGGUGAAGGUAUUGAAGACGAGGCAAUUAAGUACGACGUUCAUCAGCAAAUGGAAGAAAAAUCAUAUGAUUCAAUACAUGCAGCUGAACUUAAAGCUGAAGACGUCCUUAACAAUGAAGAAAUUAGCGAUACUAUCGAAAUUCCAGAAAGAGAGCAUGAAUCUCCUGAACCGGAAGAUCACUUGUCUCAAAUUGAACAAAAUUCGCCGGAACCGCAACGUCGUUCCCCAGAAGUAGACAACCAUUCCGUUCAUGAGAACCACACUGCAGAAAUUGAGCAACAUUCUCCAAAUCGUCAGAAUCAUUCUCCAGAAGUUGAGCAUCGCACCCCCGAGAUUGAACAUCAUUCUCCAAAACUCGAUCAUCACUCUCCAGAACUAGAACAUCACACUGUCGAUCUUGAACAUCGUUCUCCAGAGCUCGAGCAUCACUCUCCAGAACUUGAGCAUCACACUGUCGAUAAUGAACAUCAUUCUCCAGAGCUCGAGCAUCACUCUUCAGAACUUGAGCAUCACACUGUCGAUAAUGAACAUCAUUCUCCAGAGCUCGAGCAUCACUCUCCAGAACUUGAGCAUCACACUGUCGAUCUUGAACAUCAUACUACAGAGCUUGAGCGUCACACUUCAGAUAUUGACUAUUCCUCUCCAAAUCAUGAUCAUCCCUCUCCAGGCAUUGAGCAGACUUUUGAAUCCGCAGACAUUCGUGUCGAUAUUGAAAAAAAUAUCACAAGUCCUCGUGACCAUUUCACUGAAGCGAUCAGCCAAGAAGCAGACAGUGAGGCGGCGAAGUUAAUCAAUGAAGCACUUACGGAUGCGCCAGCCCUUUUGGAAAUGGCUAAGAAUUAUGAAGAUCAACAUCCUAAUGAAGCUCAACAGGAACAUACCAUUAAUGAUCACGAGCAGAAAAUUGCUCUCGAUCCUGAUCACUAUGAGCUCAAUUACGAUGGAGCGCAAGAAGUUCACCCCCAAAACGAAAUAAUGACGUCAAUAUACGAAGAGAAUAGUAAAAUCGAUAGUAAUGUUGCCGAUGAUGUUACCCAAUCGCGAUCUUCAUCUCCGGAGGCACAACUCGCUUCGGAGCCUGCAGUUUCGUCAAUUCCGCACAUGGAGGAGCACGAUUGGGUAGAGAAAAACAAGCAUAUCCAUCAAGUCACCACUGAAAAUGAAUUUGUUACCGAAAGCGGCGACCGUGUUAUUGAGAAAUCUGAAGUAAUCUCAAUUCGCGAAACAAAUCACGAGGAUAACGAUGUGAUCCAAGAUAAUCAAACGCAUGAAAUGAACGUUGACAACGGAUCUAGCGAGUCGUUGGUUAUUCAUGAUUCGCCGGAUCAAAUGAUCCAAUCAAUUUAUCAACAAUCGGAAUCUGCAGAUGAGCAUGUCGAAGAGCACGAAUAUGAUGAUGGAAACAAAAAUAUUCAUGAAGUUAUUAAAACUUCCGAAAUUUUUGAUGAACAUGGAGUAACUAAAGUUACCCAGUCGGAAACUGUUAUUUCAACCAUGCUCAAAUCGGGCCAUGAGGAUGAUUCUGCCAACAACAAUGGAGAAAAAGAAAAACAAGAAAUUGUAGAGAAUACAAAUGGUAACAUAAAUCAUGAAUCUGCAACUAGUGGAAUCCCUACAGGAGGAAUAAUCGUAGAUGAUGAAGAGGAAGAAAAUGUUUCGUCAAUCUGA